Messenger RNA from Mycena citricolor, 1199 nucleotides. The record is from the annotation of a GenBank genome assembly. NCBI's taxonomy places the organism in Eukaryota, Fungi, Basidiomycota, Agaricomycetes, Agaricales, Mycenaceae.
AUGCUUGCUCCACUCGCAGCGCUCUUGUCGCUCACCCUGCCCUCGAUCUCCGCCCACUCACAUGCCGCGCCAGCGACCCCCGUGGACGUCUCGACCGAGGCGUGGUUCAAGAAAUACGGCGCGCAGCACGACCUAGGCUACACCGGCCCGCUGAGCUUCAACCACCUCCCGUACGCGCGGUGCCUCGAGGACGCGUCACGCGCGUUUGACAUCGCGCUCCUCGGGAUGCCGUUCGACACGACCACGUCGUACCGCCCCGGCGCGCGCUUCGGGCCGCAAGCCAUCCGCGUCGGGAGCGGGAGCAAUGGGUACACGCUCGCGUGGGAUCACAGCGCGCUAGACUGGGGUGCACGGAUCAUUGAUUGCGGCGAUGUGCCGACGACGAUGAUGGACAACGCAAUGGCGAUCGACCAGAUGGAGGUCGCGUACAGUACGCUCCUCGGGCGCCCGGUCAGCGGGGAGACCAAGGCCAGCACGGCCGCGCUGUCCAAAGACGGCCAGGAGCAUCCGCGCAUCGUCACACUUGGCGGGGACCACACCAUCGUCCUCCCGAUCCUCCGCGCGCUCUACAAAGUGCACGGGCCUAUCUCUGUGAUCCACUUUGACGCGCACUACGACACGGCGGCCGUCGAGCACAUCCAGGGCCCGGGGCGCAUCAGCCACGGCUCGUACUUCACGCUCGCGCACGAGGAGGGCCUGCUCACGAACACGAGCAUCCACGGCGGGAUCCGCCAAAAGUCGAGCGGCAAGGUGGUUAUUGAGCACGACGAGGCAGUCGGGUUCGCCGUGAUCUCGGCGGAGGACCUGGACGACUACGGGAUCGAGGCUGUCAUCCGAAAGAUCAGGGAACGCGUCGGCAACACCCCGGUGUACCUGAGCCUCGACAUCGACACAAUCGACCCGGGGAUGGCCCCCGCCACGGGCACCCCCGAGAUCGGUGGCUGGACGACACGGGAGAUGAAGCGCAUCAUCCGCGGCCUGGCAGGGCUCAACUUUGUCGGGGCAGACGUCGUGGAAGUCGCCCCGGCAUACGACAUCGCCGAGAUUACAUCCCGAGCGGCGGCCGGACUGGUGUCCGAUUUUCUGGUCAUGAUGCAGGCUGAUGAGCCCCCGCGACCGCACGCGGGGCCGUUCCUAGAAUUGUGGAACUAGAGACACGUGUGAUUCAUAGAGGAGGCGUCAACUUGAAUACGUGGGGA